UACAACUAAAUUACAAAAUACAUUUUUUUGUAAACUCAUAAUUAAGAAAUCUUAAUAGAACACUUAAAAAUGUCUAACCGUGAAUAAAAACAUAAUAGAGUAAAAAAAAAAAAAAGAUAACAAUUUCUUCAGUGGCAUCGGCAGCGGCUGGGUGGGCUCCACUCCUUCUUGAUCGAGGAUUUUUUUUUGCUGAAUAAGCUGUCGUCGCGGUGGCUGCGCGCGUGGAGGUUAUCGCCGAACAACUGCAAUUUUGUGAUGCACACGAACUGUUUGCUUUUUGUUCCGAGAGAAGCUUCUGUUAUUUAAAAGCUCACUUAUUGAAUGGCCGCUUCGAAUUCAGAUAUAGAGCUGCCGCGUGAUAAAUUAUCCUUGCGCUGCAUCAACGAUGGCGAGCUAUCAAGUUCUGAAAGCAAAGGAAAACGUUAUGUAGUUCUAGUAUCGACUGGAAGCUUCAAUCCUCCUACAUACAUGCAUCUGCGUUGUCUUGAGUUGGCAAGAGAUGCUUUGAGUUCACGAGGGUUUUGUGUGGUUGGAGGUUAUAUGUCACCUGUUAAUGAUUCAUAUAAGAAAAAGGACCUUAUACGUGCUGAUCGUCUUGCUAUGUGUCAACUUGCUUGUAGAAGUUCUGAUUUCAUUAUGGUCGAUCCGUGGGAUGCGCUCGUGCUCCCCUAUUAUAUUAAUAAUACUCAUUUGUGUUCAAAUCUUCAUCGAACGACAAGUUUAUAAAUUGUAAUGAUUCUUCUUUUCUCUGUAGAGUUACUUAAAGUGAUGCUGGUCUGUGGUUCUGAUCUGUUGGAAUCUUUCAGUACUCCUGGCGUUUGGAUCCCUGAACAGGUCAAGACCAUAUGCAGAGAUUUUGGGCUGGUUUGCAUUCGCAGAAGUGGUCAAGAUGUCGAGAAUAUCAUAUCUGAAGAUGAUAUUUUGAAUGAAUAUAAGAAUAACAUCACGAUUGUCGAUGAAGUAGCACCAAAUGGAAUUAGUUCGACAGGAUUAAGGGAUUGCGUUUCGAGAGGACUGUCGGUGAAGUAUCUGACCGAAGACGGUGUUAUCGACUAUAUUAAACAAAAUCAACUAUACAGAAAACAGUAAAUAACGAUGAUUCCCUUUCGCCUUUCGGCAGUUGAUUGUGAUUUUUGGAACGAACCUGCAGUUUCGUACAAUACAGUGACGGAUAUUUUGUAAGAAUAAGAACAUUUUUUUUAUUUUUUUUUCUUGCAUUCAUAAAUUAUUUUCAUAUUCA
Molecule: messenger RNA, 1240 nt
Organism: Erythranthe guttata (spotted monkey flower)
Lineage: Eukaryota; Viridiplantae; Streptophyta; Magnoliopsida; Lamiales; Phrymaceae
Source: RefSeq, a predicted model, not a curated record